Molecule: messenger RNA, 3477 nt
Organism: Pezoporus flaviventris
Lineage: Eukaryota; Metazoa; Chordata; Aves; Psittaciformes; Psittacidae
Gene: BAZ2A
Product: bromodomain adjacent to zinc finger domain 2A
Cellular component (GO): rDNA heterochromatin
Molecular function (GO): DNA binding
Source: RefSeq, a predicted model, not a curated record
AUGGAAGCGAACUCCCCCUUGGGCUUCAGCUCCGCGCCCGCUGCCGCGGGAGCCAAACCGGGCCCUGCCGCAGGGGACAGCCCCUUCGCCCCCGGCUCCGCACUCGGCUUCUCCCCACAAGGGAAAAGCCUCAACGGGGGCUCGAGCCCCAACGGCUUCCCCGCGCUGCCGCCGCCCGGUGCCGGGGGGCCGCUGACCCCCAGCUCCCCCCCCGCGGGCGCGCAGCCCCUGCGCUCCUUCGACUGCCUCUGGGACUUCUCCCCCUGCGCCGGCCUCAAGGACCCGCGCUCGUCCCCGCCGCCGCCGCCGCCGCCGCCGCCGCUGCUCCUCCCGGGGCACGGCCCCGACCUCCGCUCGCCCGCACCGGAGCCGUGGGGCAACGGCGGCGCCGGGGCCAUGGGGCUCAGCUUCGACUCGCAGGAGCUCUACGGCUCCUUCCACGAGCUGAUGCCCAACGGGGCCGCCGGGUUCUAUGGGGCCGCUCAGCCCUUCGCGGAGGAGCCGGGUACCGGCGAUGGAGGCGGCGAUGCGGCGGGCAAGGGCAUCCCGGCGGCUCUGGCCGCGAACGGCGGCGGGCUCGUGGGCAGCAUGGAGCUGGAGGAGGCGCAGCCGGAGCUCAAGAUGUGCGGCUACAACGGGGCUGCCCCCGGCGCGGUGGGGCCGGGGCUUGGGGCCGCGUCUCCCCUCGCCCCCCGCCUGGACGAUGCCCCCAUCCUCAGCGAGGACCCCCUGGAGCCCUUCGGGGCGCUGGGCGCAGAUGCCGGCGCCGGGGAUCUCUAUGCCAUGGAUGCUGCGCAGCUCGUGGGGGACAAAUCCCCCCUUGGGGACCCCCCCGACCUGCACGAUCACGAUGGCCCCUUCAGCCUCCUGGCUCCCCCGCUGCUCGCCGGGCCCGGCUCCCCCGCGCUGCACGAGAGCAGCGUGGACCUGAACAGCAGCAGCCACGUGGGGCUGGAGGAGUCGGGGUCCCUGGAGCUGGACCCCACGGUGGGGACCCCGGAGUCCCCGGCCCCAUCCGAGGAGGAGGAAGAGGAGGAGGAGGAAGAGGAGGAGGAGGAGGAGGAGGAAGCCGCCGACAGCAGCCCCGAGGCUCCCUCCGCGCCGGGGGCGGCGGCGCUGAGCUCCUCAGCAUCAGGGGAUGCCCCUCGCCGCCGCAUCGCCACGCCGGAGGAGGUGCGCUUCCCGCUGCAGCGCGGGUGGAGGCGCGAGGUGCGGAUCAAAGGGAACCACCGGUGGCAGGGGGAGACGUGGUACUACGGCCCCUGCGGGAAGAGGAUGAAGCAGUUCCCCGAGGUGAUCAAGUACCUGAGCAGGAACGUGGUGCAGGACGUGCGCCGCGAGCACUUCAGCUUCAGCCCCCGGAUGCCCGUGGGGGACUUCUAUGAGGAGCGGGAGACGCCGGAGGGCCCGCAGUGGGUGCAGCUGAGCCCCGAGGAGAUCCCGUCCCGCAUCCAGGCCAUCACGGGCAAGCGCGGGCGGCCCCGCAACGCCGAGAAGCCCAAGGCCAAGGAGGCGCCGGCGGCCAAGCGGGGCCGGGGCCGCCCCCCCAAGGCCCGGAUGCUGGAGCUGCUGAGCAAGACGGAUGCGCGGCUGCUCAAGAGGCUGGAGGCCCAAGAGGUGCUGAGCGACGAGGACAAGCUCAAGAUGAGCAAGAUCAAGAAGAAGAUGAGGAGGAAGGCGAAGAACAAGCAGAAGCAAGAAGCCAAAGCCCCCAGAGCGAAGGAGGCCAAGAAGAAGUGCAAGGCCAAGGAGAAGAAGGGCAAAGCGGAGAAGGGCAAAGACAAAGCCCGAGCCAAGGAGAGGAAGGGCAAAGGCGCUCGCAGGGCGGACAAGGGGCUGGCGGCGCAGCGGCGCCUGGAGCAGCGGCGGCGGCAGCAGCAGCUCCUGGAGGAGAUGAAGAAGCCGACGGAGGACAUGUGCCUGGGGGACCACCAGCCGCUGCCGGCGCUGUCGCAUCCCGGGCUGGUGCUGCCGGGCGCUGCCUUCUCGCGGUGCCUGGCGGUGGUGGAGUUCCUGCAGAGCUACGGGCGCGUGCUGGGGCUGGAGCCCGGCCGGGACGUGCCGAGCCUGAGCGCGCUGCAGGAGGGGCUGCUGGGGCUGGGCGACAGCGCGGGGCGGCUGCAGGACCUGCUCGUGAGGCUGCUGCGCGCCGCGCUCGGCGACCCCGGCCUGCCCCACUACUGCCAGUCCCUGAAGAUCCUGGGGGAGAAGGUGGCCGAGAUCAGCCUGAGCCGCGAGACCGUGUCCGAGGUCCUGCGCUGCUUCCUGACUGCGCGUGGGGCGGGCGAGGAGCUCUGCGGGGGGCUCAGGACCAAACCCUUCCAGGCGCUGCCCCCGGCCACCCAAGCCUCCAUCCUGGCCUUCCUGGUGGACGAGCUCAACGGCAGCGCCCUCAUCAUCAGUGAGAUCGACAAGAGCCUGGAGAGCAUGGCCGGCUACAGGAAGAACAAGUGGAUCAUCGAGGGGCGGCUGCGCAGGCUCAAGGUGGCCCUGGCCAAGAGAACCGGGCGGCCCGAGUCGGAGCUCCCGGGGCUGGAGCCCGGGCGGCGGCGGCGCAGCUCCCGCCUCAGCGAGGACCCGGCCCUGGACGUGGACGAGGAGGAGGAGGAGGAGGAGAAGCGGGGCCGCCGCUCCCGCAGGGAGGACGAGCUCGACGCGUCCGGCUCCAGCAUCCCCGAGCUCGAGCGGCAGAUCGAGAAGCUGGCCAAGAGGCAGAUGUUCUUCCGCAAGAAGCUGCUCCACUCCUCGCAGACGCUGCGAGCGGCAUCGCUGGGGCAGGACCGGUACCGGCGGCGCUACUGGGUCCUGCCCCACUUGGGCGGCAUCUUCGUGGAGGGCGCGGAGGCGGCAGAGCCGGAGCCCCCGCAGGAGGAGAAGGUGCCCCCGGUGAAGCCGGAGCCGGUGCCGGUGCCCGUCGCCACCCGGGUGCCCCCCCCGGCAUCGCGGUCCCGGGGCCGGCCCCGCAAGAGCAAGGAGGAGCUGCCCCAGCACUGCGGGCCCCGGCCCCCGCCGCCCCUGCUCAAUGGGGCGCUGGAGGAGCCGCUGGCCGUGGGGCAGAGCCAGCACGACCUCAGUCAAUCGGCGUUCCUGUCCUGGCUCAGCCAGACCCAGGCCUCCCUGCUCAAGGGCUCCGUGCUCACCCCCGACAGCAGCCCCGGGAAGGGGGACCCGGGGCUCCCGGUGCCCGAGGCCCCAUCGGACCCCACCGAGGAGGAGGAGGAAGAGGAGGAGGAGGAGGAGGAGGAGGAGAGCGCCCCGGAGGACAAGCGGGGGCCCUGGUUCCCUGCCCGGACCCGCACCCCCGGUGAAGACCGAGCCCCCCUCGCUGCCUCCUCCCGUGCUCAGCCCAAGGGCACGGCCCGGCAGCUCAACGGCCUCCCCACCGACGACCCCACGGCUCCUUUGCUCGCUUCCACUCCGGUCCCCGCCGGCACCCGGACCCACGGCGCCUGCCCCAGGAGCCGGGGCAGCCUGGAC